AUGGCUGCCAUAAAUCAAAUUACUCUGAAGAGCCCGCUCAACGUUGUGGACACCCUGGUAAGAACUCUGUUUUACAACAUGGCAAGUGGCAUCACUUGGUUGCUGUGGAACAGAUUAGGGUCAUCAGCAGAGAGAAGAGCAGAGCUUUACCAGCACAGCCCAGAAUGGCUUACACGGGCAGAGAAAGGGGAUAAAUCCACAGCCAUCAAAGUAUCGAUCUACCCGGACCUCCUUGGUCUCACUUUUUUGGCCUCCCUGGACCCCUCCAGUGUCAAGACUUCAGCCUCCUUGGAACUUUUUAAAAUCCCCAUUUCAGAUUCUUUGGAUUUAUCCAGUCUGAGCUCUUCAUCCUCUGUGGACUUCUCCAGUCUCACUUCAUCUUCUCUGGACCUUUCAAGUCUCACAUCUUCAGCCUCCUCGGACUUCUCCAGUAGCUCCUCUUCAGUCUCCUUAGAGCUCUCCAGUCUCACUUCUUCAGACUCCUGGGAGCGCUCCAGUUUCACCUCUUCCAUCUCACUGGACCUAUCAAGUCUCACUUCAUCAGGCUCUCCGGAUCUCUCUGGCGACAGCUCUUCAAUCUCCUUAGACCUCUCAAGUCUCACCUCUGGACCCUCCUCAGAUUUCUCCAGUCCUACUUCUUCACCCUCUCUAGACCUCUCCAGUCUCGCUUCUUCACCUUCCCAAGAUGUCUCCAGUCACAGCUCCUCAGCUUCCCUGGACUUUUCCUGUACAAUCCCUCCACCCUCACUGGGUGUCUCAGAGCACACCUCCUCAACCUCUUCAGAAUCACUAGAUCUCACAGAUUUUAACUAUUUCAUGUUUCAGGGCUCCUCCGAAUUACCGUCAUCGACCUCUGAGGAUGUUUCUAAUCUCAUCGCUACGCCCUUUCUGGAUGUCUCCACUCUCACCUUUCGGGAGGCUUCCUCCCUCACUCCCUCAGUGUCUUUGGACAUUUCCAAUCUCACAGCUCUAGUUCCCCCAGACCUAUCCACACUCACCUUCCUGGAGGUUGCUAAUCGCACCGCCUCAGCUUCUCUUGAUCUCUGCAUCCAACCCUCUUAACACAGUCCUUCCUCUCACUCCAACAUCAUCUCUGUAUCUUUCUAAACUUCCCUCCCGUGUGCUCUUUUCUAACUUCUGUCUCUGAAAGUUCUUAUCUGAGGACAGUUCAGGGCUUUAAAAUAUAUCCUAGCCUCUGAACAGAACCGGGCAUGAAAACAGGUCAUUCAAAUCUAUAAUGGUGCCUUGUUAAAGCUGCAGAAACAUCAAUAUAUAUUCUGGAAUUUUUGUAGAGCACAAUUUCUGUCACUAAUCUGAUUUCCAUUCUGUCUCAGCAUGGUACCUCUCCCAAAGGGUCUGUCUUUUUUUUUAAUUCAUGCGAAAUUUUUAUCUAUCAAGAUCAAAUAGUAAAUAGAUCUAAAUGCGCAAAUAAUUGCAUCCAAGUUGCAUAUCUCCAUUACAGAUUUAAAUCUGAGUGCAUUGCAUGGAAUUACAGGCAGAGCCAUUUCAUGUGGCGGUACAGAGAGAAGUGUGGGGUAAAGGCAGCAGGGGAAAAGGGCAGAGAGGGGGCAGGGAGAGGAAGGGGAGAAGGUGUGGGGCAGGGACAGAGGCACGUGUAGCUGGAAGAACCAUGUCCAACUCUGCUAGCAUAAUUUUUUUCUGCCAAGCCAUAUUUGUGGCCUGGGCUGCCCAUGAGCCUUUAAAUAACCUUAUUGAUAAUUAUUUUACCUAUCAAAUCAUCAGAUGUUACCAUUAAAACAGCAUUUUUGUAACACAUCCCCCUUAUCAAUAUAUAUAAUUAGUGCAUUUACUCGUAUUGCACCAAAUACAUUGCUUCGGUAGCAGGGAGGAGCUUCCUUAAAUCUUUGGUGCUUUCUUGUAUCUUGUUGUUAUGGUUGUUAUAGUUGGGUUGUACAAAACAGAUGUGUUUUGUUCCAGUAUCAUCUACUGGCACCCCUUUUGUGUUAAACGCACAGUUUUUAAUUGAUUUAAUUUUACAAGUUGGAAAGCUUUGCUCCAAUAUGCAUGUCUGUCUCAAAAUUAGGUUCACACAAAAAAUAAA
Calidris pugnax (ruff) is the source of this 2062-nucleotide messenger RNA. RefSeq lists its product as uncharacterized. Bases 1 to 1062 code for a protein of 353 amino acids. The record is from RefSeq and is a predicted model, not a curated record. The transcript has 4 exons. NCBI's taxonomy places the organism in Eukaryota, Metazoa, Chordata, Aves, Charadriiformes, Scolopacidae.